Messenger RNA from Culex pipiens pallens (northern house mosquito), 930 nucleotides. RefSeq lists its product as uncharacterized. The coding region runs from base 186 to 572 and encodes 128 amino acids. NCBI's taxonomy places the organism in Eukaryota, Metazoa, Arthropoda, Insecta, Diptera, Culicidae. The transcript has 2 exons. The record is from RefSeq and is a predicted model, not a curated record.
ACGAACCGGCUUAAUCGAGCAGAUCUAUUUAGCAUAAUGGCUCGUGGAUUUUCCAAGCUUCUUCAGAUGGGCUGGCUUCCGCGCAAAAAGCCGGUUCUCGACUCCGAGGUUAAAAGUGUGACCCGGGAACCGGCAGCAGCUCACUUCUUCACGGUCCUUGGCCCAGAGAGGAGUUCUUGGUGAAGAUGCGGCUUGGUUUGGUUUUGCUUUGCUGCACAGUUCUUGCAAUAUCUACUUUUGGAGUACCGUUGGAGUCAUCGAAUGGAGAUGAAGUGAAGAUUAAAAAAUUGAUCAAUCGCAAUAAGGGAGAUCGAUACCUGCUACUGUACUCCUUCAGUGACGAUCAGUUUCGGUACGAGCGUGGCUAUUUCAAGAAGAAGUCGGAUAGUGACGAGAUGGUUUGGACGGUGCAUGGACGGUACCGGUUCCGUUCGCCGGAGGGGGAGCUGUACAGUUACAAGUAUUCGGCCGGUGAGGAAGGAUUCAACCAACAGGUCGUGAGCAGCAGGGAAGAUCCGCUGGACGUGGUGAACCGGAUCGAUCCAAAGGCGUUGGCGUCGUUGGUGGGGUGAAGAGGUCUGGAGAUUGUUAUGGCAUGGAGUGGUUUUGUUUAAACUUCUAAGGAUGUUGGUGAUAAGUAAAAAUCAUAAUUGAUUGGACAAGUCCCAACAAAAAAUGAAAAAAAAAAUACCGAGUAUGUUAAGUUUAUAUAUAAAAAUAAUACAGGGAAGUAUAAUACUAAUCCAAAGUCUUCGUGAUAGUUUGUAUACAAAACAGUUGAAAAUAUAUUAAAAGUACAUUAUUGUUAUAAAUAAUGACUUUUCAGGAAUGCUGAUGCACUGCAUUGAGCAUAGAUGACAAGCACCUUUUGAAUUUCUUGAGAAAUCUGAAAUCUAGUUAUUAUGAGAAAAUAGGGUACAAUCCUGAAAU